Messenger RNA from Alternaria rosae, 2030 nucleotides. RefSeq lists its product as uncharacterized. The coding region runs from base 117 to 1931 and encodes 604 amino acids. The record is from RefSeq and is a predicted model, not a curated record. The transcript has a single exon. Lineage: Eukaryota; Fungi; Ascomycota; Dothideomycetes; Pleosporales; Pleosporaceae.
UCUACUUCCUAAAUCUCCCGUGGGUCACUACUGCUCAUGAUCUGCUCCUCACACGUCCUCUUAUCUCUUUACACACUACACCCAUCUCCCUCGCAACCCGCGUUAUUUCCGUAUCGAUGGAACCUCUGAAAAGGCGCGAUCAUCCUCCAAUCCUGGUUUUAGGUGACCAGGGCUUGGGCAAGUCACUUCUCCUCGAAGCACUUUUUGGCACGGACGAGUCCAACAGCGAUUUCAACCGUCGACAACAAGCUAUCAAUUCGCGUAUCACUUCAAUGCGUAACAGAACCAAGAAACCAAUUGAUCGGGUGCCGAAGACAGCGGCAAAACGAACUGGUUCUAAAAACAGACGUGCGAUCAGGGCAUUUCCGAGGACGUACUCUUCGCCGGCCGACCCAAGCGCGCCCUCUUUCGUUACCUCGCUCCCCUCAGAAGUCAGAAAUCGAAUCUAUGAUCUUGUUGUCGCCUUCUCCCCGGGGGAUUUGGAGAUAUUUUCUGGACUGCGCACACCCAUAGUAGCUGUCAGAUCAAAACUCGCACUGGCGCGUGGACUACUUUACAGCUGCCGUCAAAUCCACUACGAAGCUGCCAGCACUUUCUAUUGCCAAGUCAAGUUUGUCGCUAUGGCCUGGUCUGGGCGUGAUUUCUUCACGGAAUGGUGCGAGCAACUAGGGUCUCACAUUCAUCUGCUGAGGAAGGUCACGAUCGAUUACACCGCUUUGGCGUUCGAGCUGUCAGGACAUCACUGGGAUGGCAGAUCAAAAGCCUUUGACGUGCUCCCAGUAUUACGGCUACUAUGGGCAGAGUCUGGAGCAAUGUUGCAAGUCUCGAUGAAGCCGCCGUUUCCUAGUGAUGGACCUACCACGUUCGAGAAUACAUUCCGAUCUAUUGCUUAUGACGACCAACUGAGUCUCAGAAGAUACUCAGCCUCAGUACAUCUGCUUGCAGCAGUGAACAUGGGACAAGACGGGAAGUCGGGCGUGGUCAUCUUCGCAAGCACAUCACCAGAGUUGGACGUACAGCGAACUUUCACCUCUUCAAAUGAAGGAACACUCGUCACGAUGGAGCAACACCCACGUAUCCGAAGUCUUCUAGACUUACCAGAUCUUAUCUAUUGCGUCAUUAUUUCCUACGCAUAUCCUGCUGGAACCGAGCUCGUCACCUACCCGCAUGCUACAAGACUGCCGCCUUGGACAUCAUCCAUGUUCCAGAUCAACCGCAAAAUGCGGUCAGACGCUACAGAACAUGCAUUUCGAACUAGUCGUUUCGCUUUCGUUCUUAACUUCAAGGGUCUACAGUCGAAAUUCGAUGACCUUCCCCUCAUGUGGCAAUCCAAUAUUGCAAUGGUUGAAUUCAAAACUAAACCUUGGCACUCUAUCUACGAUGUCUUCCGCCGGGCUAAUCAUUUCAAGCUGCUGCUAGAAUUCGAUGUUCGAUCGCAUACAAUCAGCCUGGGAAACUUUCGCAUGAAUGUCAUAGAGCUCCUUCAUGCCACGUCUCGAUUACCUUCGUUCAUGAUCAUAACUGUACGACUACGCGCAUCACUCAAGGGAGAUAGGAUCAUCGGCGAGCACUCGUUCACAAUCAACCAGCUAAGACUAAGCGUCUUCAUCGCUCUUUCUCAGAUCUUCGAGCAUGAAGAAUACAGAGCACAUGCGCGCUGUUCAGCUAUUUACAUCAACGGCAGGGGACAUCCCGUUGGAUACGUCUUCCCCGUAGAUGGUGUCAUCAGGAAGUUGUCAGACCGGACCGGAGUGUUCACAAACGAAGAGGUGGCAUUGGGAAGAGCGGAAGAAUAUCUGCGCAGCUUGCGAUAUGAGCCGCAACCAUUCCUGGUCAAGUUCCUACCAAAGGGCUGCGUGAUGCUUGGCGAACUGUGGGAUCGUGUCGGACUCAUGAUCUGGCCUGUAUCUGACCAGCCCAGUGACCCGUAGUUCCAAGUACAAUCGUCCAGCUAGUGACCCCGUCUCCUUCCUUCGGAGCGAGGCUUUUCAUGUACGUACCAAAGGGUUAACAAACAUCAAGACGAUGGC